AUGGACAACCCGAAGGAGCCCCCCUCCGCUCCGCGUGGCCACAAGCGCAAAGCAUCGGGAGACGCGCCCCCGGCCCUCACUACCGCCGCCCUCGCGGCCCACAAUCUCCGCAUGGAUAAUGCCCCAGAUGACGGCCGCGAAGACCGCCCGGUGGCCCGUUAUUACUGGCCUGACGGGGAUCGCCGCGGUAACGGCUCGCCCGUCUACACCGCCACCGCCGCCUUCGAAGAAUCCGUAACCCACGUCCUCCGCGUCGGGAACGGCCCGCCCGCCGACUCCACCGGCUCCCUCAGAAUCCAAGAUCUCCGCGUCGGUACCAGCCUGUCCGGGCCAACCACCACACCCAUCCCCAAAAAGGAAGAAACCAUGGCUACCCCCGACUCCGCCCGCCCCCGCACCCACAAGCCCAUCCCGCUCCCGAGCCGGAUCACCAUCUCCUCUCUCAUAAGACUCAAUGAGCGCUUCCGUCAUGACCCGAACCUCCUUAUCCCCGGGUACAUUGCCCCAACAGUCAAAACCGGCGACAGCAGCGAGUACAGCCUCAAGACGGAUCGUAGCGCGGGUUCGCGCGAGACCGUCGGCGACGUUCAUGACGUCGAGGAAGACGAGGAGGCGUAUAUGGCGAGGAUGAGGGAGGAGCAGGAGCAGAGGUGGAGGGAGAUAGAGGAGAAGACGGGGGAGGUGCAUCCGGACAGGAAUAGCUCGAGGGCGGAGAUAAAGAGGCCGGAGGACAAGGGUAAAACCAUGCGGGAGAUGGUCCGGGAGGGGUGUGGGCCGUAUCAUGGACCGUAG
Messenger RNA from Morchella sextelata, 792 nucleotides. RefSeq lists its product as uncharacterized. The record is from RefSeq and is a predicted model, not a curated record. NCBI's taxonomy places the organism in Eukaryota, Fungi, Ascomycota, Pezizomycetes, Pezizales, Morchellaceae. The coding region runs from base 1 to 792 and encodes 263 amino acids. The transcript has a single exon.